GGGCGAGAGACAUCAUCUGCGAUGGGCGACAGCGUCGCACGGGAGGAGCCUGAGAUUUACUUGCGCGCCUAUUACCGCUUGGUGGAGAUGGCAGUGUCCGCAAUGACUGUUGAAGUCACUGACGCCAGUUUAAUCACCGCCAUAAUGACAAGAAAGGAAACCGACAAUGAGCUUCUCACCUACAUAACCGCACUGUUCACGUACCAGCCCAUACUGGGCCUCGUGUGCGUCGUCCAGACGGUGCUCAUGAUCGGCUCCUUCGUGGGUGGCUUCUUCUUUGUGCUCGCCCGCAUGGUGGGCGCGUUUGGCGGCCGCAAGGUGCAGAACAUCACCACGCAGUACAUGCGAGUGCUGCACUUCUACACCGUCGUCAUGGUGCUCCUGGUCGCCCUGAACGCUGUCUCCAUCUUCUGGCUGUGGGGCAGCACCAACCACUUUGCCACCGCCUGUGGAAAAGAGUGAAAAGGUCCUGCAGCCAGGCGUCAUCGACGUGCGGCGCUACAUCGUCGACACUAUCAAGAGCCUGAGAAACACGCUUGCCGAUCUAAAGUCAACGAGGGAACAAAUGUUCAGCCUCAUGACCUCUGGAAACCAAGAGUACCGGAAGAACAUCACGUAUCACGCAGACCAAGUGCUGACCGACUGCGGCCUUCCAACGCCGUCUGUACUCGCGUCGCUAAAGGACUGAAUGCGCGUCGGAUCCUUCGUGCCAGCAGAACGUGAAGGACGCAGAAGCGGCCAGAGUGAAUAUACUCAACGUGACGCGAACAAUUCACGCCGAUUUCCAAGAAAAGUUCAACGCCUCAGUAGAGAGCUUCCUCAUGCUCUCCCCUAUUCAGACAGAGUUCGACGACAUAGACCGCAAUGACUUGGGCAGGAUCAAGAAAAUAAGCUUCUUGGAAUCGGCUGUGCUCGCAACCCGCUACCCCAACGUGUCAAGCAUGAGUGUUCUCGGCAGCUUGAGUCCGUACGACGUAGUCUUUGGCAGCGGGGAGGAAUACAGCAAGGUGGCGUCUACGGCGGCCAUUGUGCUGGAGUCUGUCGCCGGCAUAAGCUUCGUCUUGGGAAUCCUCGUCCACAGCCCGGAGAUACCACCCAACAAACGCGGCUUCAUCUCGAACCAGUGUGGAGUCCUGCUUGUCGUGAGCACACUCUUCAUGUGGCUCUUCAGCACCGUCAUGGCGCCGUCUUCGAUGCUCUUCAUGAUGGGUGGCGUGAUCUCCCAGCAGUACAUAUGCGAGCCCUAUUCGACCGAUCGUUUAACUUUUCUCGACGACAUUCUACUCACAAUGUUCGUGCCACACCGGGAUGAUGACGCCGAUGUGGCGCACCAGGCGGAAUAUAACCUCAAAGCCAUCGAGCUCUACAACACCACCAUGAGGCCCAGCAUAGUGCUCAGGAAGUGCGCCAAAAACGAAACACUGCUGGCAACUACUAGCCUCACUGACCUCAAGUCACUCGAAGCAGCGUACAUAGUAGCCAAUCCGCCAAAGUACCUGCUCAAGCUGAUUAACAAGACCGCAUUCAGCGCCAAAGGCUACAGUGAUGACUGGAAGGGUCUCAUAGGAACGGACUUGGCGGACCUGGCGACUCCCGUGGAAAACCUCCACGACACGCUGGCUACCGACACGGUAAGCGCACGAAUUGCUGUAGAGGAAGACCUCCUACUCAAGUGA
Dermacentor silvarum is the source of this 1676-nucleotide messenger RNA. RefSeq lists its product as uncharacterized. The record is from RefSeq and is a predicted model, not a curated record. NCBI's taxonomy places the organism in Eukaryota, Metazoa, Arthropoda, Arachnida, Ixodida, Ixodidae. The transcript is spliced from 15 exons. The coding region runs from base 822 to 1676 and encodes 284 amino acids.